AUGAGGAGGAGCUCAGGUGGGACCAGGGAGAGAAGAGGGACAGGAGAGAUCAAGAAGCUCAAGAAGGAGGAGCAGCGGCACAUGAAGAUCAUCGACGAGACCAUGGCGCAGCUGCAGGACCUCAAGAACCAGCACCUGGCCAAGAAGUCGGAGGUGAACGACAAGAACCACGAGAUGGACGAGAUCCGCAAGAAGCUGGGCGGGGCCAACAAGGAGAUGACCCACCUGCAGAAGGAGGUGACGGCCAUCGAGACCAAGCUGGAGCAGAAGCGCAGCGACCGCCACAACCUGCUGCAGGCCUGCAAGAUGCAGGACAUCCGGCUGCCGCUGGCCCGGGGCUCCAUGGACGACAUCAGCCAGGAGGAGGUGACACCUGCCACACCCCCUUGUCACCCCCGG
This is a messenger RNA of Passer montanus (Eurasian tree sparrow), 399 nucleotides long. Its product is annotated as structural maintenance of chromosomes protein 1A-like. Lineage: Eukaryota; Metazoa; Chordata; Aves; Passeriformes; Passeridae. Gene Ontology annotation, cellular component: cohesin complex; nucleus. The record is from RefSeq and is a predicted model, not a curated record. The annotation marks the transcript as partial. Gene Ontology annotation, molecular function: DNA binding. The transcript is spliced from 3 exons. Gene Ontology annotation, biological process: sister chromatid cohesion.